UGCACGUAUAACAUUUACUUUCUUUUACAAGUACAUACACAAAAAAGAGCUAUGUCAACAUCUAACACAACCAUUAUUCAUUUCACACAUCAUAAACCCUAUUAAAAAGCUCUCUACCUCCUUUAGCUUCCUUCCCAUUUCUCAUUUCUCAUUUCCAAUUUUUAUCUCUAAUUUUAUUUUUAAUUUUUUUUAUAAUUCUCGCCUUCAUGAACAUCAAAAAGUCAUCACCAUCGCCACCAGCAACAGCACCGCCAUCGCCGCAAGGGCUAACAAAAGAAGAAUACACCACCUUACAACCCUUAAUCCAAUCUUACCAUACCUUCCACCCUACCCCACCAAACACCACCACCUCCCUUAUAACUCAACGUAUCGACGCCCCGGCGGCAGUCAUAUGGCCGUACGUCCGGCGUUUCGACAACCCGCAACGCUACAAACACUUCAUUAAGAGUUGCCGUCUCACCUCCGGAGACGGAUCCUCCGUAGGAAGUGUUCGAGAAGUUAGCGUUGUUUCCGGCCUCCCCGCCUCCACCAGCACGGAGCGACUUGAGUUACUCGAUGAUCAACGUCGAGUACUCAGCUUCCGUGUUGUUGGAGGUCAACACCGACUUCGAAACUAUAAAUCAGUAACCUCGGUUAACGAAUUUAAUAAUGUUUCAAAUAACAAUAACAAUAACAACAAUAAUAUCGACGAUAAAGUUUAUACGAUCGUGGUAGAAUCGUAUAUAGUGGAUAUCCCGGAAGGCAAUUCAGCUGAAGAUACUAAGAUGUUUGUUGAUACGGUUGUUAAGCUUAAUCUUCAAAAACUUGGAGUUAUUGCUAUGUCCGAUUUGCAAGGCAGUGAAUUGAGUGAUUAGUUGGAUACUUCUUCGUAACGGCAGAAGUAUAUAAACAUAUCAUGAGAUUAUAAUCAUCAGCUUUAAUUUGUUGACAUAGUAUCAGAAGCGAAUAUGCUCGAUAUAUUUUUUUAUUCAUGGAAGUUUGGCAUGGAUAUGGUGAUGGUUUUCAUUUUAGCUAGUAAGUUACUCCUAUCUAGGUUUUUUUUUUUUGCCUCCAAAAUAAUAGGAUUUAUAUUAUUGAGGGUUAUUUUUUUAUUUUAAUUUUAGUACUAUUUCAUUGACAUUUUGUGUGGAUUUUUUUGGUGGGAUAGUUCCUAUCAUUUGAUGAUUGCAAACCAAAAGGUAGAUGAUCUACAUACAUAAUCUCUUGUGCUCCAAAAUAAAUGUCAAUCUUUAUAUAGAUUGUCUUGUUGUAGUUGUUUAUUUAUCAUUAAUUCCUAAAUGGAUGGGAAUGUCAUCCAUUUUCAAAAAUAUAUAAUGUAAUAUUGUCCCUUUUUAAUUAAUAUUAUUUCU
This is a messenger RNA of Amaranthus tricolor (Joseph's coat), 1349 nucleotides long. Its product is annotated as abscisic acid receptor PYL2. The transcript has a single exon. Gene Ontology annotation, cellular component: cytoplasm; nucleus. Gene Ontology annotation, molecular function: abscisic acid binding; signaling receptor activity; protein phosphatase inhibitor activity. The record is from RefSeq and is a predicted model, not a curated record. The coding region runs from base 207 to 854 and encodes 215 amino acids. Lineage: Eukaryota; Viridiplantae; Streptophyta; Magnoliopsida; Caryophyllales; Amaranthaceae. Gene Ontology annotation, biological process: abscisic acid-activated signaling pathway.